Molecule: messenger RNA, 1086 nt
Organism: Colletotrichum higginsianum IMI 349063
Lineage: Eukaryota; Fungi; Ascomycota; Sordariomycetes; Glomerellales; Glomerellaceae
Product: Aldo/keto reductase
Exons: 4
Coding region: 1-1086 (361 amino acids)
Source: RefSeq, a predicted model, not a curated record
AUGGCAUCCAAGGAGCUCCCCGCACGCCUCAAGGAGGGACUCGAGAACACCAAAGUAGAGUACCGCCAGCUCGGAAAGUCCGGACUUCGCGUUUCGGUCCCGAUCUUUGGCUGCAUGAGCUUCGGCGAUUCCCGCACACUGGGCUGGGCCUUGAACGAAGACGAGGCUCUUCCUCUUCUAAAGGCCGCGUACGAUCGGGGGCUAAACACCUGGGACACCGCCAACGUCUACUCCAACGGCGCAUCCGAGGUGACGAUCGGCAAGGCCCUCAAGAAGUACAACAUCCCGCGCGAGAAGGUAGUCAUAUUGACGAAGCUAUUUUUCGCUGUGGGGGAGGAACCAGAGGCUAGGCAUUUCAGUUAUCGAGAGGAAUUCCAAAGGUCGAAAGACUACCAGAACCAAUGGGGUUUGUCCCGAGGCGCCAUCUUCAACCAGGUUGAGGCCUCCCUCAAGCGACUCGACACCCCGUACAUCGACCUUCUUCAGAUCCACCGAUUCGACCCGAGCACCCCUAUCGAGGAGACGAUGAAAGCACUGCACGAUCUCGUCCUGACUGGCAAGGUGCGAUACAUCGGCGCAAGCAGCAUGUGGGGUACACAGUUUGCCCAGAUGCAGUUCGUGGCCGAGAAGAACGGCUGGACCAAGUUCGUGAGCAUGCAGAACCAGUACAACCUUCUUUACCGGGAGGAAGAGAGGGAGAUGAACCGCUUUUGCAACGACACGGGCGUCGGCCUGAUCCCAUGGGCUCCUCUGUGCCGCGGUCAUCUGGCCCGACCCCCGAAGGAUUUCGGCACAACCUCCCGCAGCAAGGGCGAGAAGGAAAGCCAGCCCGGAAGCCACGGGACGGUCGAGCCGGACCUUACGAUCAUUAAGCGCGUGCAGGAGAUCGCGGAGAAACGCGACUGGCCCAUGUCCCACGUGGCUCUUGCAUGGAUCAACAAGCGCAUCACGAGCCCCAUCAUUGGCUUCAGCAGCGUCGAUCGAAUCGACCAGGCCAUUACCGCGGAUGGCAAGGUCCUGACUGACGAGGAGGAGAAGUAUCUCGAAGAGCUGUACCAGCCCAAGGCCAUUUCUGGACACAGGUAA